GGCACACGACGUGAUAAAAACGUAAACAAAUAGGGGGGGGCCACGAUUAAGAAUAUCGCUGUCAUUAUCUAUAAAGAAAAUACAGACAGUUAAAAACGUAUAUAUUGAAAUAUUGUUCUAAUCAGUAACGGUAAUGUUUGCAAACAGCAAUCUGUUUAAAACACCCUCUCUUUUGUUUUGGAGGCUGAAUGGAGCGGACAGACUGGUUGUUAUUCGACCCAACCAGCCCGCCUGCCAAUGUGCAGGUCCGUCCACGCAGGGGUUCAAGCCUCUGAAAGGGAUUACUCUCCGUAACCGUGCCGACCAGCUUCCCCCUCUCGCCUGCAGAUGAGUUACAUAACCGCGUUAUAGUGCAUUCCUGCAGUAAGUAAACGACAUCUUCAGCGCACUGUCGACGUGGGGAAGUUAGUGAACACGCCUGAUAAAGAAAAUCUCCUAUCGGGCCGUGUCGUCAGAGGAGCAGAUCCUCACGUGGUCCCGCUGCCACUGAGCAGAACACACUGCUCGUUUUCUCCCUCCUCCUCUUCCUCGUCUUUCUGCACGGGUUAAACAAUCCGAAGCUGGGGCGAAGGCGCACCCUCUUUCGGCUGCGCAUUUUGGGAAAAGCACGUCUCUCGGGGUCCGUUUCUCGGUGGAGCAUCCGGGGAGGUUUUUAAUGGGAAGAAUCCGGCUUUUCUCUUGCUAAGUACUCCGCCUACCACACACACACACACACGCUCAUCCAGAGAUGGUGCUUCAAAGGAUCCUUCGUGCUGUCAUUAUGGGACCUCCGGGGUCCGGGAAGGGAACCAUGUCCGCACGCAUAUCCAAAACUUUUGGACUGAAACACAUUUCUAGUGGGGACAUUUUGAGAGCCAACAUCGAAGCCCAAACCGAACUCGGCCUCCUGAUGAAGUCCUCUAUCGAUCAGGGUCAGCUGGUACCCGAUGACGUCAUGUCUCGUCUCAUGCUGAGAGACCUGAGAGCCAUGGACCACAGCAGCUGGCUGAUUGACGGCUUCCCCCGUACGGUGUCCCAGGCAGAAGCUCUGGACGACGCCUUCACUGUGGACACGGUCAUCAACCUCAAUGUACCGUUCCAGACCAUCAAACAGAGGCUGUCCUCACGCUGGACUCACCUUUCCAGCGGCAGAGUCUACAACGUCGACUUCAACCCCCCUAAAGUCCCUGGUUUGGACGAUGCGACGGGCGAGCCUCUGGUCCAGCGGGAGGACGACACACCAGAGACGGUCACGCGGAGACUGAAGGCCUAUCAAAACCAGACGGAGCCCGUCUUAGAGUACUACAGGAGUAAAGGCAUACUAGAGAUCUUCACUGGCACAGAAACCAACCAGAUCUGGCCGCACGUGGAGGCUUUCCUCCACAGAAAAGUCUCCCUCGUCCAACAGAAAGCUGCAUAGGGGGCCUGGACGGAAAGGGGGCCAGAAGGGGUUUGAAACCCACCCCGUCGCAUCGGGAGCCACCUUCUGUGAGAGGAGAGCAGCGCGGCCGGGGUAGUGAUGCGUCCUGAACGCUCACCAGGAGGACCAAGUACGAGUGUAAUUGUUGUCGGAGGAAAAAGCCACCGUUGCACUGUUUUCCAAAAUGUCGCUGGCAUUAAGUGUGGGGAAAUACUCUGGUGUGCGUACAAUCUUUCACACAUUAACUCGUUUAGAGUUUAUUAAAAAAAAAAAAAAGUGCCUUAAAGCCAGGAGACUUCACCGAAUCAAAUAUCAAGGUAUCUAACCAUAGAAGAGAUAUUUUUAAUUUUUGUAGCUGCAAUUAUGAUUUAUUUUUUAAUUAGACAGAAUAUGAAAGGGAAUCGACCCAAGUUGUACAAAUUACUGAAAGUUCACUUUUGCACUUUUAAGGGCUUUUAACUGCUUCUAAAAAGGUAACCGAUAGCUCAGUGAAUGUAGUUUGUAGAUACUUUUGAUGAAUGUGGACCUCAGAUUGAAUAAUGUGUAAACCACACUUAAAUGAAAUAGUUUUACAUAUUUUAAUCAAACCAUCAUUGUGUAACAGCUUCUUUUAAUCACGUUCAAGUCUUACUCGCGUUGCCUCUGAAAUGCAAAGUUUCCAUUUCAACCAGUUGCUCCCUGUGAUUACAAUGUAAUAUAAAUGUGUACUGAUAUUUAAUUAAUGUGACUUGACCAUUAAAAAAAAAAAGUACUAACUCAUAACAUUCUAAGCACAUCUGGUACAAGGUUGUCUUAUUGUUUGAAGCCUUCAGAAAGUUGAGUUCUGUGUUUUUCUGCACUUGAGUCUUAAGAAUGUUUCACUGAGUUAAAAGCCACAGAAAUGCCUUUUAAAUAUACUCUAAUGACUCCGGAAUUGUACGGUGUGUAUUUCUUAAAUACUUGAAUACAAUAUUCAAAAAGCACAUCUCUUCAUAGCCAACCGUAUCAUGAGUAUUUAUUCAUAGGCACAGUAAACUUCUGAUACUAACUGUAUGUGUUGUGUUAUUGUUCAGAUUAACACAAGUCAUUUCCCACUCAUUGAUUUUAAUACAUCGUGUCCUAAAACAGACACUUGAAAGACUCCCGCUCCACUGAUUGUGCAUUGUUUUUACAACAUGUGAUAAAGAGAAUCAUGAACAAUG
Molecule: messenger RNA, 2580 nt
Organism: Pungitius pungitius (ninespine stickleback)
Lineage: Eukaryota; Metazoa; Chordata; Actinopteri; Perciformes; Gasterosteidae
Gene: ak3
Product: adenylate kinase 3
Exons: 5
Coding region: 728-1399 (223 amino acids)
Biological process (GO): nucleobase-containing compound metabolic process
Cellular component (GO): mitochondrion; cytoplasm
Molecular function (GO): ATP binding; AMP kinase activity
Source: RefSeq, a predicted model, not a curated record